UCCGACUCACUGUAGGAUAAACCAGCGGGCCCCCGAACAGGCUGAGGAGUAGCGGUUAGUCUAUUGAAUAUCCUCCUUUGUCGGCUUCUACUGUGUACACUGGUCUUGCUUGCUGUGAAGCAUCAUUUUUUAUGUUGCUUGCUGUGGUAUUAGCCUGCAAAACCCGGGUAUAGUACUUGAUAAAUGGCGCCUAUUUGCGCAUGCACGUUUCAAGAAUGUGAUUAUGCAGCUGCUCAGCCGUCGCCUUACUGUUCAGAGCAUGUCUGUCAAGACUACGGCUGUCUGAAACAGAGAAUUGAAGAUACAAUUACUUCAAGCGAAUACUGCAGGGACCAUAAAUGCUCCACUACAGGAUGCCCCAACCUACGAGCAUAUGUGAUGAGCGGCACUACCUCUGUUAAGAAGAAUUAUUGCUCGUCACAUCUCUAAAUUGCAGGUUCAUUGAAUCCUAUCACGUGUCUAUUCAUCACGUGACUC
Molecule: messenger RNA, 477 nt
Organism: Mytilinidion resinicola
Lineage: Eukaryota; Fungi; Ascomycota; Dothideomycetes; Mytilinidiales; Mytilinidiaceae
Exons: 5
Coding region: 184-429 (81 amino acids)
Source: RefSeq, a predicted model, not a curated record